ACAUCUCAAGAAUCACUCUCACAACGAUUCCUAUUCGGUGGUCUAUCAUGCAUGGCUGCUGCUUGUGUAACCAACCCAAUAGAUGUGAUAAAGACAAGACUUCAGCUACAGGGUGAACUUGCAAAGAAAGCUGCAUCUACUACGACUGCGGCCACACUUCGUACAAUCAAUCAAGAAGGUGUACGUGGAUUAUACAAAGGAUUGGCACCAUCAUUGUUGAGAGAGGCUACUUAUUCAACAUUGAGAAUGGGUGGCUAUGAUAUGAUCAAGGUGUACUUUGUCGAUAAGGAUGGUAAGACAUCGUUGCCAUCAAAGAUCAUCUCGGGCUGCAUAUCUGGAGGUGUUGGCGCAUGCAUUGCCAACCCAACCGAUUUGAUCAAAGUCAGGAUGCAAGCACAGUCCACGGUUGGCGGACAUAGAUACACAUCAAUGCGACAGGCCUUCACCGACGUCAUCCAGAAAGAGGGCAUCCGAGGCCUAUACAAGGGCGUUGGACCAACUACCCAGCGUGCCGCGCUGCUCACAGCCAGUCAACUGGCCAGCUACGAUCAAUUCAAACACAGCCUUAUCGAUCAUGGCUUGGUGCCUGGCGAGGGCCUGCAAGCACACGUGUCGGCAUCGUUGCUGGCCGGCUUUGUCGCGGCCGUCGUCACAUCGCCUGUCGACGUGAUCAAGACACGCAUCAUGAAUCAACCAUUCGACGCAUCAGGUCAUGGCACAAUGUAUCGCUCCACACUGGAUUGUCUGACAAAGACCCUGCAGACUGAGGGCCUUCAUGGCCUCUACAAAGGAUUCAUUCCAAACUGGCUACGCAUUGGUCCACACACACUCGUCACCUUUAUAUUCUACGAGAACCUUCGAAAGCUUGGCGGUAUCUCGCCAGUCUGA
Molecule: messenger RNA, 888 nt
Organism: Acytostelium subglobosum LB1
Lineage: Eukaryota; Evosea; Eumycetozoa; Acytosteliales; Acytosteliaceae
Exons: 3
Biological process (GO): transmembrane transport
Source: RefSeq, a predicted model, not a curated record